AUGUACAGUCUGCACUUGCAGUACACCGCGCUCACCUUCCACCCGCAUGCCCUCCACGGCCAUCUCCUGCCACCCAGCCCAGCGACCCCUCCAUUCCGCUGCCGCUCACCACCAUCUCCAGCUCUUGCGGCGGCCGCCGCAGGGCUCCGUUUCGCCUAUGCCCCCCGCGCCUCCGCCGCCGGAAACCCACGCCCCGAACCGCAGGAUGAGCCCGGGCGGAAGGGCGGGUUCUGGGCCAAGUGGACGGUGGAGAGCGCGGAAAUGAGGGCGAGGGUGGCCAAGCUCGGCCUGGCCGCCGUGCUGGCCUACGGGCUGUUCGACGCCGUCACCUACACGACCUUCUUCGUGCUCGCCUUCCUCGGCUACGAGAAGAGCACCGGCAAGAACCCCGCGGCCAACCUCAAGGCCUUGGUGGGGAUAGUUAUCCUAAUGUGGACUGGUAACAAUGUUACGAGGCCGUUCCGAGUUGCCGGCGCUGCUGCUUUGGCACCAGUAAUCGACAGAGGGUUGAAGGGUAUGCAGGAGAAACUUAAUCUUCCGAGCCAGAUGUAUGCUUUCCUGCUUGUAGUUGGAACUGUGGCUGUGGUAUGCUUCACAGUUGUUGGUUUCCUGAUCCUCUCAAAAUGGGGAAAGUGAAGACCGAAGUGUCAAUCCUACUGUGGCAACCAUAUUUGUUCAAUUCCUGGCCCUGGCAUGGUCAUGUUCUCCUUUAACAUUCAAGUCUAAUAAGAGAAGAUCCUCAGUUUUUGGCGUGCAUUUGACAUUCUUAGCCUGCUGACUUUGUACAUGGUAGAGCUGAAAAUCUAAAUUGUUAUCAUUAAGAUUGUCAUCAGAUAUGGCUUUCAUCAAAUGUUCACUGUU
This is a messenger RNA of Lolium rigidum, 861 nucleotides long. RefSeq lists its product as uncharacterized. The transcript has 5 exons. Bases 1 to 636 code for a protein of 211 amino acids. Lineage: Eukaryota; Viridiplantae; Streptophyta; Magnoliopsida; Poales; Poaceae. The record is from RefSeq and is a predicted model, not a curated record.